This is a messenger RNA of Spirometra erinaceieuropaei, 663 nucleotides long. The record is from the annotation of a GenBank genome assembly. Lineage: Eukaryota; Metazoa; Platyhelminthes; Cestoda; Diphyllobothriidea; Diphyllobothriidae.
AUGGAAAUCAUGGAAGAGAAGCCUCAACGUCGCGUCCUUAUCCCUGUGGACGAGAGUGGUUCCACACUGAACGCUGUGAGGUGGUACCUCGGUGAAGUUGCCCGUCCCGGUGACCACGUCAUACUCCUCACAGUAGUUCCCUUCCAGGUUCACAAGCAGACUAAUGUGUGGGUCUCGAGCGAGGAGGACGAAAGCACGCCUUCUGAGUCCUCCAGUGGGGAGGAUCAACAAGCCCAACAACUUCUGGCUCCAGCAGCUGAACAGGAGGCCAGAAAAGAACUUAUCAGACAGGCAAGGAGGUUGAAGGACUUCUUCGCAAAGCAGUUUCAGGAAGCUAAGGAACACCUCGAGAAACAGACACAGCAGUCUGCACCCCAUAAUCCCAACAGCAGUUACUGCAGUCAGGAGCAGCAGUCGCAGGAAACGGAGGCGGAAGAUGAGACGAAUAGACGCAAAUCGCUCACUUGGGAGGCUUAUGUGCGACAGGGCAGUAAUGUGGGUGUAGCAAUCACUGAAGCUGUGGUGGAAAUGAAGGUAAACUUCGUCAUCAUGGGCACCCGCGGUUUGGGUGCCAUUCGGCGAGUACUCAUGGGCAGUGUCAGUGACUACGUGGUGCACAAUUCCCAGUCCACUGUAAUAAUCGUGCCGCAUGUACAGGCCUAA